UUGCACUGGACUACAGAGAAUACAGAGAGGAUAAGCAACAAAAAUAGAUCCUGACCUUCACCCAAGGAACAAUUGGACAGUGACAUGGAACGCCUUAAAUGUGACGUGCCAAACCAGGUUUGCACAGAGUCAGCGACGCUCUUGAAUGACUAACACAUUCACAGACAUCUGUUCAGACGUGAAAAGUCAUUCUCAACAUCAUGGAACCUCCACAUACAUCAACACCCUCACACAGUGGACAAACCAUUCAACUGCAAGGUGUACAACAAACCGUUCUUGAGGUCGUCAUCCCUUAUCAGACACCAACAUGUUGACAUGAGGGAGAAACUGUUCACAUGCAAGAUGUGUGACAAAUCAUUUACGCACUCAUCAAUUCUUCACGCACAUCAACGUGUUCACACUGGAGAGAAACCAUUCACAUGCGAGGUGUGUGAUAAAUCAUUUUCCGAGAUAUCAACUCUCCGCCUACAUCGUAGCAUUCACACAGGGGUAAAACCAUUCACAUGUGUGGUGUGCAACAAAUCAUUCUCUCAUUCGUGGACCCUCCGUGAUCACCAACGCACUCACACAGGGGAGAAACCAUUCAAGUGCAAGGUGUGCAACAAAUCAUUCUCGAGGUCAUCGUCCGUCCGUGUUCACCAACGUGUUCACACUGGGGAGAAACCAUUCACUUGCAAGGUGUGUGAUAAAUCAUUUGCACAGUCAUCAACCCUCCAUGCACACCAACGCAUUCACACAGGAGAGAAACCAGUCAAAUGUGAGGUGUGCGAUAAAUCCUUUUCACAAUUAGGAGGCCUCCUAGUCCAUCAGAAGAUCCACACAGGGGAGAAACCCUUCAAGUGUGAGGUUUGUGAUAAAGCUUUUGUGACAUCUUCGAGCCUCCUGAUACACCAAAUGAUUCACACUGGAGAGAAACCCUUCCGAUGUGAGGUUUGUCAAAUUGCUUUCAUCCAAUUCUCUGAUCUCCUGAGGCACCAGAGGAUUCACACAGGAGAAAAACCAUUCAAAUGUGACGUGUGUGACCGUGCCUUCACUCAGUUAUCAAUCCUGCGUGCCCACCAACGCAUUCACACAGGAGAGAAACCCUUCAAGUGUGAGGUGUGUGACCGAGCCUUCACACAGUCAUCAACGCUUGUGGAACACCGACGCAUUCAUACGGGGGAGAAACCAUUUCCGUGCAAAGUGUGUGACAAAUCCUUCUCAAGGUCAUCAUCCCUCCUUCUGCACCAGAGGAUUCACACAGGAGAAAAACCCUUUAAGUGUGAGGUAUGUAACCGAGCCUUCACACAGUCAUCAACGCUUGUAGAACAUCAACGCAUUCACACGGGGGAGAAACCAUUUCCAUGUAAAGUGUGCCACAAAUCUUUCUCAAGAUCAUCAACCCUCCUCCUCCAUCAGAGGAUUCACAAAGGAGAAUAACCAUUCAGGUAUAACAUCUGUGACAAAGCUUUAACUUAACCCACUUUUCCAAUCUGCUGAAGCAGAUCCGCUCUGAAAAGAAUCCAUUCAUGUAGGAGGUGUGUGACAAGCCUUCACACAGUCACUGUAUCAAUAGGUUCUUCAACACACACAUAUACAGGACACACAUCCGUGCAAUGUGUGCCAGGAUUGUUUCAGCUCCUCUUCCACUCUUCACAUGGACUCAAGGUCAGGUUACCUGCUUCUGUUGCACUGAGAGCUGCCUGUGCUGUUUGCCCUGCAGUGCUCACACAGGAGGAGCUGUCAUUCGAAAGCACUAUCUGUCUCAAACCUUUCCCACCAUCAGUUGAAUCUUUUCAAGAAGGUCAAUUUAACCUUUGACCAGAUUGCCAAACAUCACCAGAAGGUGGCAUCUAUAUAUAUAGAAGCUCCUGUAUAAACUCAAUUUCCUUUCAGUGCAGCGUCAGGUACUAGUCACACACUGACUCUCACUCUGAACAAGACGACAAUCAGAUACUCAGUCAUCAGAAAGGCUUCAGCUUCUGAUCGACCUGGACAAGCACUCGGGAGAGAAGCCAUUCCUAGGGUAGUAAUAGAGGUAUUUCAAUUAGCCUCAGUGUCUCUGGUCUAUGGAGGGGGACAACAGCCAGGAAUCCUGUUUCUCAUCAGUGAGCCCAGUUGGGAAGUCAGGGGGAGGGCAGGAUGUGUCUCGGCUGUGACAGCCUCCAUUGUCUCACAACAUUCAAUGUCUGGCUGUCCACAUACUGAAUGGGCACUCGAACAGAGCACUAGAGGUCAGUUGAUAUACACAGUCUGUCCUCCAGGUCAGUACCUUGGGGACUGGCGAGAAUGUGAGAGGACAACAGCUUGCAUUUAUAGAACAAUGCCUCUAUUGAAACUGCCUCCACUAGACUCUCAGACAGGAUAAUCUAGAUCCUAACCAUUCACUACAUGAAAUAGUUUUGCUCAUGUCAGCAUUGUCUCAUUUGCCAGCAACCUUAAAUUUAUGUCCCCUCAUUCUCAAUCCUUUCACAAGUGGGACCAUUUCCUCAAUGCCUGCUCUGUGCAGACCCCGCAAAUGUCCUCUUAGCCUUCUCUUCCCCAACGAGAACAGUCCUCUCUUCACCAAUUUAGCUCUGUAACUGAAGUUCCUCAUUCCUGGAACCAUUCUGAUGAAUCUUUACUGCACCUUCUUUAAUAUCUUCAUCUUUCCUGAAGAAUGGUGCCGAGAACAAGAAGCAGCGCUGUAGCUGAGGCCAAGCCUGUGCUUUGGAUACUAUCUUUGGUUUUCUGCGCUCAUAACAAUAACAAUAAAUUAAUUGCUCUGCCAUCCUGUCCUGCCAGCUUCAGUGAUUUUGUGCCAAGGUCCCUCUGAUCUUGCACCCUUUUAGAACCUUUAUUUUAUAUUAUCUUUCUGCAUUCUUCCUAUCAAAAUAAAUCACUGCACACUUCUCUGCAUUAUAUUUCUUCUCCAACCUCUCCACCUAAUCUACAAACUUGACUCCUUUUGACAUUUUACAUGAACCUCUUCACAGUUCACAACUUAUGUACUGUGCAAACAUUGUUGGUCUGUACACCAAAGAUCUGUGUUCUAACACUGAUGCCUGGACAACUACACUCCUCGAUUGUCAACUGAAAAAUAUCUAUUAACAACUUCUCACUGUUUCUCUCUAUCAAUGAAACAAUUUUUGCUUUGAUUCCAUGAGUUCUAACUUUUUUCGCACAUCUGUUAUCUGCCUUUUGGAAGUCCUUGUACACCAUCUCCACGGUGUUCCCUUCAUCAAGCCUCUCUGUUACCUCGACAAAAGACUUACAGAAUUAAAUUAAACUCUCAUUGCUCUCACUAAUCUGACUCAUUUCAUUUAAUAAUGCACAAUUGUCCAAGUUAUUUAAAACACAUUUGGACAGGUACACAAAAAGGAAAAGUCUAGAGGGAUAUGGGCAAAAUACAGGCAAGUGGGACUAGUUUAGUUUGAGAAACUUGGUCAGCAUGGAUGAGUUGAACCAAAGGGUCUGUUUCCCUGCUGUAUGAUUCUGUGACUGAAUUUUGUCCUCAAUUAUUAUUUCCAGAAGCUUUCCAAUCACUAAUUAAACUGACUGACCUGACUGGUAUUUGCUGCAUUUACCUUUUCGUCCUUAUUUGAUUGAUGGUGUAAUAUUUGCAAUUCUCCCGUUCUCCUGCACUACUGCCAAUUCUCAGGAAGACUGGAAUAUUAUGGCCAGUGCCUCCACAAUUCUCACUCCAGCCCAAAUAAUCUUAUCUUUAAAGGCAACUUGUUAUUCAUUUACCAUUUCUCCUGACAAUCUUUGAUUCCAACUUUUCUGGUCAUAUUGUUCUUAUGUCAUUGCAGUAGGUGUUCCUCCAGUUACUUACUCGGAAUUGUUACUUGUACUUCUCCAUCAUCACACCUAAACCUUCUGAUACAAUGAUCUCUGAAGCAUGCCUCUCCUGAUACUUGCGACUAUUCAGUGACAUCCAUGAUCCUGGUAUUAGCAAAGUGACAUACUGUCCCAGAUUCACAUCUAUGGCCACACUAAAGUCUGUCUGUUCUCGUAACUAAUGAGCCUCAAUCACUAUUGCUGUUCCAGUUUUGUGCAUAUCCUUAUGUAAACCUGAUCCAGCUGUGAUGCCUGGUCUCCACAGAACAACUAUCACUUUCGUCAGGAUUCAGGGCUCAAUAUUGGUUGCAGUGAGAUAUUUUCAGUGUUCUGCAGUACUUGCCUUCCUGACACGCAUCCAAAACCCACCCCUGACCAGCCCAGCUUCAAUUUUAAUGCUGUGGCCCCUGUGCUUGUAAAGUGAGCCAGCUCUCAGUAAUAAGUAUGGGGCAGAAUCAGAUCCUGCUUUAUUUGGUGAUGUGAAUUAUAGAUUAAUCCUCUUCAGGUGAUAAGUGUUUGACUAAUACAAUGAGGAAUGUUUGUCUGGGAGGGCUACUAUCCUGAGUAUGAUGAGGGAGUGGGUGCGAAUCUCUGCAGACCCGAGUUCUUAAAGCUUUCAAGAAGAUUUGCAGCUCAGUUUGUGGAUGAGGCUGUAGACAUGCUCACCCAACCGGUGGGUUUGGUUGCCAAUGUUUCAUCGCCCUGCUAGAUAACAUCGUCAUUGCGCCUCCGGUGAAGCGU
Molecule: messenger RNA, 4539 nt
Organism: Rhincodon typus (whale shark)
Lineage: Eukaryota; Metazoa; Chordata; Chondrichthyes; Orectolobiformes; Rhincodontidae
Product: zinc finger protein 271-like
Exons: 1
Coding region: 316-1419 (367 amino acids)
Biological process (GO): regulation of transcription by RNA polymerase II
Molecular function (GO): RNA polymerase II cis-regulatory region sequence-specific DNA binding; protein binding; DNA-binding transcription factor activity
Source: RefSeq, a predicted model, not a curated record